UAGCCGCUCCCCAUUUCUCUCUCUCCUCUCUCUUUCUCUCUCUAGAAGAAGAAUCUAAUUGUUCACUCUUCUUCUUCUUCUUCUUAAUUUUUAUUUAAUUUAGGUUUAGAAAAACAAAAUUCAGUGUGAUUCAGAUAACGAAGAGAAAAUAGUCGGCUAUGGCAACCCUUAUUCCUCCCUCACCCGCGACGGCGACGACUCAUCCAGCUGCCGGUCCAACAAAUCCGACCGCCACCGAGCAGCCGAAAGUGGAUUACUUAAAUCUCCCUUGCCCCAUUCCGUAUGAAGAAAUUCACCGCGAAGCUCUUAUGUCCUUGAAGCCAGAGCUCUUUGAGGGAUUGCGCUUUGAUUUUACGAAAGGGCUCAAUCAAAAGUUUUCUCUGAGCCAUAGCGUUAUGAUGGGACCUACUGAAGUUCCUUCUCAGUCAACCGAAACGAUUAAAAUUCCCACCGCUAACUAUGAAUUUGGCGCUAACUUUAUAGACCCAAAGUUGAUGCUUUUCGGGAGGGUAAUGACAGAUGGGAGAUUAAAUGCAAGACUGAAGUGUGAUUUGACUGAGAAUCUUACUCUCAAGGGCAAUGCUCAACUUACGAAUGAGCCACAUAUGUCACAUGGCAUGUUCAAUUUCGAUUAUAAGGGAUCAGACUAUAGAACUCAGUUUCAACUGGGGAAUGGAGCCUUAUUUGGUGCAAGUUACAUCCAGAGUGUGAGUCCUCAUUUAUCCUUGGGUGGUGAAGUAUUCUGGGCUGGUCAACACAGGAAAUCUGGCAUUGGUUAUGCUGCGCGUUACAACACUGACAAGAUGGUCACAACCGGACAAGUUGCUAGUACUGGUAUGGUUGCUCUAAGCUAUGUUCAGAAAGUAUCUGAAAAGGUUUCUUUAGCAUCAGACUUCAUGUACAACUAUAUGUCUCGGGAUGUUACUGCCAGCUUCGGAUAUGAUUACAUCCUCCGGCAGUGUCGUUUAAGAGGCAAGAUUGAUUCUAACGGUGUCGUUGCUGCUUUCUUGGAAGAGCGGUUUAAUAUGGGUCUUAACUUUCUUCUCUCUGCUGAGAUAGAUCAUAAGAAGAAAGACUACAAGUUCGGGUUCGGAUUGACAGUGGGAGAAUAGAAUAGAAACGAAACACGAAAGGCAUAUUCACUCUGUUUCAAUUUAAGAUGUUUGUUGCAAGUAUGAGAGGAUGGAUGGGGAGAUUUUUCUCCAGAUAAGAAUCAAAGAAUCGAUUUUGUUUUUUUUCUCUGAGUUGAAUUAUCAUUUACUCGUUGCAACAGAAUCACUUGUAGUUGAUUUUGCAGGUUGGAGAUAAUAUUAUUAUUGAUUCCCCAAAGAUACUUUUUAUUGUUAUGCAUACUUGGUGAAAUAGUGAUACACUUAAUUGUGUGCUUGCACUAAUAAUAUCUUACAAUUUUUUUUUUUA
This is a messenger RNA of Erythranthe guttata (spotted monkey flower), 1419 nucleotides long. Its product is annotated as mitochondrial import receptor subunit TOM40-1. Gene Ontology annotation, molecular function: transmembrane protein transporter activity. The record is from RefSeq and is a predicted model, not a curated record. Gene Ontology annotation, cellular component: mitochondrial outer membrane. Gene Ontology annotation, biological process: protein import into mitochondrial matrix. NCBI's taxonomy places the organism in Eukaryota, Viridiplantae, Streptophyta, Magnoliopsida, Lamiales, Phrymaceae.